This is a messenger RNA of Phytophthora sojae, 957 nucleotides long. RefSeq lists its product as hypothetical. NCBI's taxonomy places the organism in Eukaryota, Oomycota, Peronosporomycetes, Peronosporales, Peronosporaceae. The record is from RefSeq and is a predicted model, not a curated record. Bases 1 to 957 code for a protein of 318 amino acids. The transcript is spliced from 4 exons. Gene Ontology annotation, molecular function: metallopeptidase activity; protein binding. Gene Ontology annotation, cellular component: proteasome complex; proteasome regulatory particle. Gene Ontology annotation, biological process: proteasome-mediated ubiquitin-dependent protein catabolic process.
AUGUCCACACUGGGCGACCCCAUGCGGACGGCAUUGUCUCGCAGCCGCAUCGUGGACCACUACAACCGCGUGGCGCGCGACACGAGCAAGCGCGUGGUGGGCGUGCUGCUGGGCUCGACCUUCCACGGCAAGUGCGACAUCACCAACUCGUUCGCCGUGCCCUUCGACGAGGACCUGCGCAACCCGGGCAUCUGGUACCUGGACCACGACUUCCUGGAGAACAUGUACCAGAUGUUCAAGAAGAUCAACGCCAAGGAGCGCAUCGUGGGCUUCUACAGCUCGGGCCCCAAGAUCCGCAAGGCCGACCUCGACAUCGACGACCUGUUCCGCCGCUACUGCCCCAACCCGGUGCUGGUCAUCUGCGACGUGCGCCCCAACGUCGAGGGCCUCCCCACCACGGCCUACGGCUCCGUGGAGGAGGUGGAGGAGGACGGCAAGGCCAUCAAGCGCGUCUUCAAGCACAUCAAGUCCACCGUGGGCGCCUACGAGGCCGAGGAGGUCGGCGUCGAGCACCUGCUGCGCGACAUCAACGACCCGUCCGUGAGCUCGCUGGCCGGCCAGGUCAAGCACAAGAUGACGGCGCUCAACGGGCUCAAGGAGCGGCUAGAGGAGAUGAAGACGUACCUGGAGAACGUGGUGGCCGGCCGCCUGCCGCCCAACCACCAGAUCAUCUACAACAUGCAGACCAUCUUCAACCUGCUGCCCAACCUGAACGUGGACGAGCUCGUGCGCUCCAUGUUCAUGAAGACGAACGACAUGCACUUCGUGAUCUACUUGUCUUCGCUCAUCCGCUGCACGAUCGCGCUGCACAACCUCGUGAACAACAAGAUUAAGUACAAAGAGUCGGAGGAGGUAGGCUUCACGACGGAGAAGAAGGAGGAGAAGAAGGACGCGGCUGCCGACAAGGCCGCCAAGGACAAGACGAGCGAAAAGGCCCCGCGAAGGCAAAGGAAAUAG